Molecule: messenger RNA, 1728 nt
Organism: Letharia columbiana
Lineage: Eukaryota; Fungi; Ascomycota; Lecanoromycetes; Lecanorales; Parmeliaceae
Exons: 3
Coding region: 1-1728 (575 amino acids)
Source: RefSeq, a predicted model, not a curated record
AUGGUAAAGCCUGCACAGAAUAGCCCCUCUCCCAAAUUGGAGGACGCGUCAGGCAUCAGCAGCGAGCGUGAGCAGCUACUAUUCCAUACAGACCAUACUGGAGAAUGGACGCACCGUGCCAGGCAGAAGUGUGCCCGAAUCCUUGAUUGCUCUUCCAGCACAUUUGACGCUGGCAGUCGGUACAGUAGGUACGGCGAGAUCGACUCGUUCAGCCCUUGGUUCCCCGAAACCGAUCCUAAAAAUCCUCGAGCCCUAACCUGGAUCAAGAAGCUUUCACAUCGAGGAACGUCACUGUUCAUACAGAUAGUCAUCUCGACUGCGGUACUCAUAUUCAACAUCUCAGUGUUGAUCUACGCUGUGACAAAAGUACGGCAUAUCCAAUGGCUUUGGAGAUGUAUCAAUGUUGUGUCGACUCUGCUUCUGGGUUCCAACAACUAUUGCGCACAGCUACUGGCGGCUCCAACGAGGUCCGAGGUCGACAUGGCGCACGACAAGGGAGAUUGGCUUGAUAUCGGAGUGCCGAGCCUUCGCAAUUUGUGGAAGAAGAGAAUCGCCCGAAAUCGCAAAGCUGCAUGGACACUGUUAAUGAUCAGCUCAGUCCUCUUACAUCUUGUAUGGAAUUCCGCCGUCUUCGCGGCAAAACCGUACCGAAUAGCAAUCGUCACCUCGGACUACCUCGCAGACGCCGGACCGUGGCCGACUCAGAACAAUCAGACACUCUACAUGCUUCGAAAUACGGGAUCGCUCUCCCAUUUGAACAAAAGCCAAUGCAUUGAAUGCUAUAUAAGCCCCAAUCCUGGGCAGAUGGACGUUCUGGUCGUCGCCGCUAACGUCACAAUGCAAGAUUACGCAUCCCUGGCGGGCGGCAAUGAUAGCUCAUCUCUUCUGUGCGAGUAUGACAAUUUCGAUGGUGGGACUGACUGGAUCUGGGCUCAAAGCUGGUUGUGUUCAGCAUACGCGCAGCCCGGAGCCCAGCCUGGAUCAUGGUGCACUCCCGAAUUCCCCCUUGCCAAGGAGGUGGAGUGCACUCUGAAGGAGUACCCUUGGCUUAGAAAUGGAGUUGUUGGCAAGUCUCUUCGGGUAAAAGUGGAUCACUGUCUCAGCGCCGGGGUCGAACUUUGCAGUUUGCGAUACAGCGCCCAAAUCCUGCUCGUGGUUUGUAUACUCAAUUUGGGCAAGUGCGCUGCCAUUUACUACACAGUCUAUCUUCAUAAUCGAAGCGACACAAACCCCAGAGAGAAAGCUUCACUUGUCACCGCUGGCGAUGCUGCAGCAAGCUUUCUUGCGGAAGAGGAUCUCACUACCGAACACCUGUCAUGUGCAAGCCGGGAGGAAUUCACUGGGAAAGAGUGGCCUACUAAACGCUCGCCGAGGUUACAUCCAGGACCGUCACGGUAUGCCAUUCCCUGGUUCAGAGCUGCUAGCAGCACCCGGUGGCUUGUGACCCUAGCACUCUGUGUUGCCGUUUCAGUGGUCGCUGCUGUGCUUCUUGCCCAGGGCAUUGAUGCACAACGAAAUCGUGCCAUUGCCGUGACUAUCAGAUCGUUGACAGCUCAUGGCCUUGGUACUACGCAACCAUACGCCACAGCACUUGGGACCCUUGCAAGACACAUGAGCCCGCUUGCUGGUUUCUAUGUCGCGACUCUGUUCGCGAAUAUGUGGCAGGUAAGCAGGACAAUUCGGUUCAUCUCAUGCUCAGCAUGGCUUUCAUUGACUGCUUAUUGGUAA